Dacryopinax primogenitus is the source of this 450-nucleotide messenger RNA. RefSeq lists its product as uncharacterized. Bases 1 to 450 code for a protein of 149 amino acids. The transcript is spliced from 4 exons. The record is from RefSeq and is a predicted model, not a curated record. Lineage: Eukaryota; Fungi; Basidiomycota; Dacrymycetes; Dacrymycetales; Dacrymycetaceae.
AUGACUGCUUUCGGGCCAACAACCUCAAGGCGUGAUUUGCCCCAGGUCGGUGGGGGUAUUCUUGGUCCGAGGAACGCAUUGGAGACGCCUGCUCACAACAAGAACCCGAGAUUCCUGAGGGUUCCUCAUGCGUUGGAACACGACCCUCAGCACUCCCUCACCGCACUAAUGAAGUAUAGGAUGAAGAACGCGUCUCCUCAACGGCAGGAGCAAGCACGUCUUGAGGUUGAGAAUGCGGAGGACGACCUCGUCCAGCAAACCGAGGUCGCCAUCACGCUUAGGAAGACACUCUUGGAUAACCCUGAGCCACUCAAGAAUCUCAACGAGCUCGUCAAGGCCCAGCUUGUCUUCCACAGCACCGCAGCCGAAGCACUCCAAGGCAUCCAAGGCGACAUCGAAGAGCUGACCGUUGCCGCAGAAGGCAAAUACCGGAAGUCGCGCGACCACUAA